AUGUAUCUGAAUUGUAAUGUGUGUGUUUCAGGUGAAUCUCCUCCAGUGUCUCUGAUCAUCAAUCCCAGCAGAACUCAACACUUUACUGCUGACUCUCUCUCACUGAGCUGUGAGGACCAGAGUGACUCUACUGGAUGGACAGUGAGAAGAUACACACACAGUGAGACAGUGUCUGACUGUCCUUCCGUUUCAGGAUCUACAUGUAACAUCAGCUUCCUCUCUACAUCACACACUGGAGUUUACUGGUGUCAGUCUGAAUCUGGAGGACGCAGUAAUCCUGUCAACAUCACAGUGCACAAUGGUGAUGUGAUCCUGGACAGUCCUGUCCAUCCUGUGACUGAGGGACAUCCUCUGACUUUACAUUGUUUAUCUCGCAACUCAAAGACCUCAGAUUCUGGUGUUGAUUUCUAUAAAGAUGGUUCAGUCCUGCAGAACAAGACUACAGGAGAGAUGACCAUCAGUUCUGUCUCAAAGUCAGAUGAAGGUUUCUACCACUGUAAACACCCAGAGAGAGGAGAGUCACCCAAAAGCUGGGUUUCAGUCAGAGGUCGGUCACAUGCAGAAGCUCCAAUGUCAGUGCUCAGACUGAUCAGUAGUCUAGUGACGGUCUCUGUGUAUCUGCAGCUGACCAUCAUUCUGGCAGUGAAGUGUUACAGAGCUCGCGUUCAGACUGAGGAAGACAACACACAGAACGCUGUUAUAGAGGAGUGAACAAUGGUCAUCUAUAAAAAAAGAGGUUUUGUGAUUGUGAAAUAAUAUUGAUUUGUCACUUGAUAAAUUAUUUUCUCUACACUUUAGUUUUUCUGAAGCCUACACACCUCCUCAUGGGGUCACGGUGGAACUAAUUACAUUGUGUGAACUCAAUAUUAAGGCCUACAUGUUGCUAAUGUCAAAUUCCAAGUAUUGAAUAAAAGAAAAACAAAUAGUAAUAGUUAGUUUUUAUAAUUCGUGAGGCUUGUGCUGUGCUUCUCCAAAAUACCCAGACAAAAGUCACCCAACAUGGCUGUUGGGUGUGUUAUAAUUUUCCAUAUAGAUAUUUUUAAGUACUAACAUAAUCUUGGUUAUCAAUCUUGUUUAAUAUGUUUCAUUAUUAUAAUUGUAAUAAUAAUAAUAAUAAGAUUUUUUUUAUCAUCAUCAUCAUCAUUAUUGUUAUUGUUGUUAUUUUUAUUGUUAUUAUUACAUGUUUAUCCAUCCAUCCAUCCAUUUUUGAUACUGCUUAUCCUACAGGGUCGUGGGGAACCUCGAGCCUAUCCCAGGAAGCAUGGGGCACAAGGCGGGUACACCCUGGAUGGGGUUAUUAUAUGUUUGUUUUAUUAAAAAGUUAUUAAAAAGAUUUGUUUAUCAA
Ictalurus punctatus (channel catfish) is the source of this 1345-nucleotide messenger RNA. RefSeq names its product high affinity immunoglobulin gamma Fc receptor I-like. Gene Ontology annotation, biological process: cell surface receptor signaling pathway. Bases 1 to 711 code for a protein of 236 amino acids. Gene Ontology annotation, molecular function: transmembrane signaling receptor activity. NCBI's taxonomy places the organism in Eukaryota, Metazoa, Chordata, Actinopteri, Siluriformes, Ictaluridae. The transcript has 5 exons. The record is from RefSeq and is a predicted model, not a curated record.